Molecule: messenger RNA, 609 nt
Organism: Salmo salar (Atlantic salmon)
Lineage: Eukaryota; Metazoa; Chordata; Actinopteri; Salmoniformes; Salmonidae
Gene: cd2l6
Product: Cell division cycle 2-like protein kinase 6
Molecular function (GO): ATP binding
Source: RefSeq, marked provisional
AUUAAACGGAGUAGACCAAAAUCCCAAACAAGGAAAUGGUGGGGGAAUAAAACGACCAGAUUAUUUAAUUAAUGCAUGUAAUAAUUAAUAUUUUAUUUUAUUGUAAUUUAAGAAAUAUUUAUGGGUUAAAAUGGAUUACGACUUCAAAACAAAGCUCGCGGCCGAACGAGAGAAGGUAGAAGAUCUAUUCGAAUAUGAAGGUUGCAAAGUGGGUCGAGGCACAUACGGGCACGUUUAUAAAGCUAAGCGCAAAGACGGGAAAGAUGAGAAGGAGUACGCACUGAAGCAAAUUGAAGGAACUGGAAUAUCCAUGUCUGCUUGCAGGGAAAUUGCUGUAAGUUAAUAUAUUGCUUAAAGGCGCUGUUUUGUAGGAGAAAGGACAAUGUUGUUUUCCAUUCUCCUGUGUUUUCUCCUACAAUAAGAUACUAUGUGUAGUCGCUACACCGUGCCAUUUUCUUGACUUUAACCCUUUAGCUGGUGCUAUAUUAAAGAGUAGAAACCUAAGAACUGUUCUACUUUGUCUGUGGAGUGUAUUCCUGUACUGAUGUGCUUCUGGGAUUGUAAUAGCCCCAGAGUUGCGCAGUGUUCCUAAUGGCAUAAAGAAUAUAU